Onychomys torridus (southern grasshopper mouse) is the source of this 1844-nucleotide messenger RNA. Its product is annotated as probable ATP-dependent RNA helicase DHX34. The coding region runs from base 342 to 1844 and encodes 500 amino acids. The record is from RefSeq and is a predicted model, not a curated record. The transcript has 5 exons. NCBI's taxonomy places the organism in Eukaryota, Metazoa, Chordata, Mammalia, Rodentia, Cricetidae. Gene Ontology annotation, cellular component: intracellular anatomical structure. Gene Ontology annotation, biological process: nuclear-transcribed mRNA catabolic process, nonsense-mediated decay. Gene Ontology annotation, molecular function: ATP binding; RNA binding.
AGGUCAUCCUGGGCUAUAUGAGACCUCUAUGUCAAACAAAAUCCAAAUCAAAUGAACGAAUGCUUGAAAUAAUAGACUACUUGCAUCCAGGACCUGGAAGUCCAGAAUGAACCCUUGUCUCCUUCAGAGAUCACUGCAGAAAUCAUGAGGUCCCUUGUGUGUCCCCAGCUCCUUCAGGCCCCUGGCUACCCACCCUGCCAUCCACAGUGCUCCCGUACAAGGAAAGGGGAGUUCAUCUCCAGUUCCUGCUUGGUGGAGAUGGGGCAUGGGGUGUAGGUGAGAAUGCUUGGGUCUAAGUGAUCAGAACGGAGACUACCUCUGACAACACUGUGAUAGGAACCAUGCCUCCUCCCAGGACGAGGGAGGAGAGGGACCGCGGAGACCGGCACCACCAUCGAGCUCCCAGGGAAGAAGAGGCCCUGGAGAAAUGGGACUGGAAGUGCCCCGAGACUCGGCGCCUCUUGGAAGACAUAUUCUUCCGUGAUGAGGAUUACAUCCGUUGUGGUUCUGAGGAAUGCCAGAAGUUCUGGGCUUUCUUUGAACGCCUGCAGAGAUACCAGCACCUCAAGGCUUCCAGGAAGGAAGAGAAGGACCCUGGCCUUCCCAAACACGGCAUCCCUGCUCUAGCUGACCUACCUCGCACUUACGACCCACGCUACCGCAUCAACCUCUCCAUCCUCGGCCCAGACACUCGGGGUCGUCAGGGGCCAGGCAGGUGCCUGCCCCCCGAGAAAGUGUCCGAGUUCCGUCGGGCUCUGCUUCACUACCUGGACUUCGAGCAGAAGCAGGCUUUUGGGCGGCUCGCCAAACUGCAGCGGGAGCGGGCAGCACUUCCCAUUGCCCAAUAUGGGAACCGCAUCCUGCAGACACUCAAGGAACACCAGGUGGUGGUGGUGGCCGGUGAUACAGGCUGCGGCAAGUCCACCCAGGUCCCCCAGUACUUACUGGCUGCUGGCUUCAGUCAUGUGGCAUGCACUCAGCCCCGGAGAAUCGCCUGCAUCUCACUGGCCAAGCGGGUUGGCUUCGAGAGCCUCAGUCAGUAUGGUUCCCAGGUUGGCUACCAGAUCCGCUUUGAAAGCACACGUUCGGCCGCCACCAAAAUCGUGUUCCUGACAGUGGGGCUACUCCUACGCCAGAUCCAGCGCGAGCCCAGCCUGCCCCAGUACCAGGUCCUGAUCGUGGACGAGGUCCAUGAGCGCCAUCUGCACAAUGACUUCCUGUUGGGAGUCCUGCGUCGUCUGCUGCCCAGGCGGCCUGACCUCAAGGUCAUCCUCAUGUCGGCCACCAUCAACAUCUCCCUCUUCUCCAGCUACUUCAGCCAUGCUCCAGUGGUGCAGGUGCCUGGGAGGCUCUUCCCCAUCACGGUGGUGUACCAGCCGCAGGAGGCAGAGCAGACAGCGUCCAAGUCAGAGAAGCUGGACCCACGGCCUUUCCUGAGAGUGUUGGAGGCCAUCGACAAUAAGUAUCCCCCUGAGGAGCGGGGGGACCUUCUCGUCUUCCUCAGCGGCAUGGCAGAGAUCAGCACGGUGCUGGACGCUGCCCAGGCCUAUGCCAGCCUCACCCAGCGCUGGGUGGUGCUGCCGCUGCACAGCGCCCUGUCUGUGGCCGACCAGGACAAGGUGUUCGACGUGGCUCCAGCUGGAGUACGGAAGUGCAUCCUGUCCACCAACAUUGCUGAGACCUCGGUCACCAUCGACGGGAUCCGCUUUGUGGUGGAUUCUGGUAAGAGUGGCACUCAGUGCCCAUGCACCACCACGAGGAGCCGGGAGAAAUGUAGGCCCAGUGAGAGAGGCACGGACGUGACCACAGAGCCCCAGACCAGUGCAGGGCGGAGGUGGUGUUGA